Messenger RNA from Uranotaenia lowii, 920 nucleotides. Its product is annotated as protein Fer3-like. Gene Ontology annotation, biological process: developmental process; regulation of transcription by RNA polymerase II. The record is from RefSeq and is a predicted model, not a curated record. Gene Ontology annotation, molecular function: DNA-binding transcription factor activity, RNA polymerase II-specific; RNA polymerase II transcription regulatory region sequence-specific DNA binding; protein dimerization activity. NCBI's taxonomy places the organism in Eukaryota, Metazoa, Arthropoda, Insecta, Diptera, Culicidae.
AUGUCCUGUAGGAUCUCUGCCACUGCUACUGAAGUCCUCCGCCACUGGACGCCUCCGCCGCUGGCUGUCUACGCUGGUGGCCGUCAUCGCUGCUCACCGUCUUCACUGCUCACUGGUCCACGGUUGCCACUGAACUACUGCAAAUCGAUAGCUGGGUCCGAUUACCACUGGUGGGGUCCACACUCAGAUCGAAGCGCAGCAACGUUAAAGAGUAAAAAGGAGCACAUGGAGCCACCGUUUCCGCCGGAAGUGUCGCCCUUUACGCCCAUCUGGGGCCAGGAAAAUCCGUCGCCUAUGGUGCACUAUCCGGAGCUGAUGGCCGCCGGCUUUCCCUGUGCGGAUUUAGCUAUUUGGCCUCGGCAGCAAGUGGGCGGCUUGGUAGCUCAACGGCUGUCCCCUCGGGGAGCUCAAUCAGCGCCAUCAUCCUCGAACAAGAAAACCCGCCGAAGAGUGGCCACGAUGGCCCAGCGACGGGCAGCCAACAUUCGCGAACGCCGACGGAUGUUCAACCUGAACGAAGCCUUCGACAAAUUAAGGCGGAAGGUGCCCACAUUCGCUUAUGAGAAACGCCUGUCCCGAAUCGAAACCCUGCGCCUCGCCAUCACCUACAUCGGCUUCAUGACCGAGCUGCUGAGUGGGGUUUCGCAUGAUGGCCGAUCGCCGGAACUUUAUCCCAAUUUGGUGCAUCCCCAUCACGCCAAUCACUUGCAUCCAUCGUUUCAUCAUCAGCGGGAUUAUAUAUCACCCUAUGGCCCGCACACGGGUUAACGGUGAUGAUGAUGAUGGCAUUUUUGGCUGUUCAUUUCUGUACAUUUCAUUCUAGUCAGAAAUUAAUUGUGAUUGUACUUGAAUGUUAUUAAAUUCCUAUCUAGCGCUACGUGUUUAGUUAUGUAUUUUUCUGUAAAUAAUUCAAAAUAAUA